AUGACGAGGGUCCAGAGGGAACAGCGGGAGCAGGAGGAGGGACGAUUUAAUUUCCUAUUUGAUGAUGAAAGAUUAUCAUCGAUCCCAGGGCUUUUUUUGUUUUCGCUGCUGUUGUUGUGCGAGGACAGUGCAGUUAGGGCGAGAAAAGGAGAGAGAGAGAAAAAAAGUGUCAUCAUUAAUUCCCUUCUUCUCGCUCUUAUUUCUUGUCCAGGGGCGGCGGGGUUGCGCUCGGUGAAUUCCAGCGUCGGCAUUCGGCAUCGUUCGGUUAUUUCCGCGUCGCCUCGUCGCCUCAUUCGUCGUUGGGAAUUCGUCGGGUCGAGAUCGCGUCCCGGUUUUUCUUUCAAAAACCCGGGAAAAGCGUCGAAACAAUCGGGAAUUAUCGUGAAAUUGCGUCGUACGUCGUUUCCGCGUACUUUGAUCGCGUUUUCACGGUUCAUCUCGUUUUUACCGAAAUGCAAGGGCUGCUCCUGUAGACAGCAAGUGCGCCGCGUAGCUGUCUGGACUGCCAUGAAAACUGGGAUGAACCAAAACCCUAAUACUCGAGAGCAACAGGAAUUGCAAAAAGAUACUCUGGAGGUUUCACCAGCUCAAAUUCUAAUGAUUAUAUCUGCUCAGAAGAAAGUCAUGAGCAAAAUUAUGCAAUAAGAUGAGAUAAGAAUAUAAUUUAUUGAUAAGAAAUACCAAAUUUUAUAUCAACUAAUGCAGUCCCUGCCAUUUCAUUGAAUAUGGGGUCUGGAUAUUGAUUGUGGGGUAAGGAACUGGAUUGGAGCGGGUGAGUUAAUUAAUCUUUGCCUCCUUAGGUCAAUAUAUGUGCUGAAUAAAGAGAUUUUUUUAUUCUUGUUGUGUUUAUUAUUGUUGUCGUUGUUUUUAUUAUUUUUAUUAUGAAUUUUAUGCCAAAUCACAUCACACUCUCCCCUCGUUUAGGGAGAACAAUUGCUUGCCCAGGUAUCAAAAGUAUUAAGUCCUAUCGGAACCCUUUAUUCAUUAUGGGUCCUCUUAAUGAAAUAAGUUUAUUUAACAUGUUUUAUUAUUAAUUUUAAAUGAAAGACCCUUUGCAUCAAUGCAAUUUUCAUGAAAAUCGGUGGGAAAUUAAGGGAACUGGUGCAGUUUGCCUCUUACACACCUUCGAUAAUUUGCCAUAUUUUUGAAAAUAUCCCUGUAACUCUGGAAAUUUCCAAUUUUUAAUUUUUUUUAUAGAUACAUUAAUGGUUCUAAAUUAAAAACCCUCUGCAUCCAUGCAAUUU
Messenger RNA from Anthonomus grandis grandis, 1244 nucleotides. RefSeq lists its product as uncharacterized. The transcript has 5 exons. NCBI's taxonomy places the organism in Eukaryota, Metazoa, Arthropoda, Insecta, Coleoptera, Curculionidae. The record is from RefSeq and is a predicted model, not a curated record. The coding region runs from base 1 to 645 and encodes 214 amino acids.